GGGAUUCUCACCAACGAGACACGGGUUAUCUUUUCAAUAGAGACGACAGAGGGACUCCGAGCGGCAGCGAACAGGUGGUUUUUCCAGACAGACUUUUGAGCCAUCUUACCGACUGGGAGAACUCAAGUGUAAACUGUACUCUGAUAUGCUACAGGAGUGAGGUCCAGCAGGGAUACUGCCUACACCUCCCCUCAUAUUCCCACUCCUCAACCAAGCUGAGCAAGGACAUCAGGCAUGAUGGGAGUCACUGUGUUUUGUGUGGUGGUGCUAGCAAUCAUCUGUCAUAGCCACAGCCGGGAAAUACAAAACCCUCUCUACAGGUUCAGAAGGUCUCAGGAAAAUGUCCUGUCAGAUCCCGGUGAAUGUGUGUCCAGGACCAAGCCAGUCUUAACAAACUCUCACAAUUUCUCUGUGGAUAUUCAGAUGCCUGGUGUCAUCCCAGCUGGGUCGGACACUUACCUGUGCACAGCAUUUCCUGUGCCUACUAGUCAUGAUGCAUAUAUUGUGGACUUCAUACCUCACGCCAGUAUGGACACAGUUCAUCACAUGCUCCUGUUUGGCUGUCAGACUCCAGUGUCUACCAGCAGCUACUGGGACUGUGGCAGUGUACAAGGCACUUGUGAAGAUGAGGCCUCCAUCAUGUACGCCUGGGCUCGGAAUGCACCACCUACUAAAUUACCUAAAGACGUUGGUUUUAAAGUUGGAAGGAAUUCAGGAAUGACCCACUUUGUGCUGCAGAUUCAUUAUGGAGAUGCCAGUGCUUUCAGAGACCAUCAUAGAGACUGUUCAGGACUUACCUUAAGAAUGACAACCAAACUGCAGCCGUUCAUUGCUGGCAUAUACCUGCUCAUGUCUGUGGAUACAGUUAUCCUUCCAGGAAAAAGAGUUACAAAUGCAGACAUCGCCUGUGACUACACUUCAUAUCCCAUCUACCCGUUUGCCUUCAGGACCCACACACACCAUCUUGGUCAAGUGGUCAGUGGCUACAGGAUCCGAGACGGGAAGUGGAGCCUUAUUGGGAGACAGUCCCCUCAGCUUCCACAGGCUUUCUAUCCUGCUGCCAACGAGUUGAAUGUGAAGUAUGGUGACACCAUUGCAGCCAGAUGUGUGUUUAGUGGAGAGGGCAGAACCUCCAAAACUUAUAUUGGUGGUACCUCUGCUGAUGAAAUGUGCAACUUCUAUAUAAUGUACUACAUGGACAGCAAACACGCCAUCCCCUACAUGAACUGCAUGGAGCCUGGCUCCAAAGAGCUGUUUGAGCAUAUUCCAGCUGAGGCCAAUGUUCCUGUGGCUGUGAGUCCAGCUGACAUGAACUCUAUGAUGCAUAUGGGCCACUCAACAGAUCAUCAAGAUCACAGACAGCUUCUGGAUUCAAGCAAGACAGAGCAGGUUUUGGAUCAGGGUGACCUCUUUUCUCUUAUGUCCAAGCUGCUAGGCCACAGCAAGGACAUAGUUCACAUUCAUAAGUACAACCCCAGCGAGAUGCAGAGAGCCCAGGCUGACUUGGUGGCUCAGAUCGAUAGCUUAAUGCAAAAGAAAGACCUGGGCUCUCCCAUUGCCAGACUAGCCUUCCAAACCAGGGAAGAUCCUGUUUUGCUGAGGGACAGGGUCCACAAAUUCCACCAGCUUGAGACCACGGCUAAGCCGCCAAGAAGCAAGCUGCUAGCUGAAGGACAAGACUACCAUUUGGAGCAAGUCUCAGCAUGGCCUCAGAAUUCUCUCAAGCUGGGUCAGGUGUCAGGACUUGCCCUCGACUCAGAUUCUAACCUGGUCAUUUUCCAUAGAGGUGACCACCACUGGGGGGCAGACUCCUUUAACGACCAGGCGAGAUACCUGCAGAGGUCCCAAGGUCCUAUUCAACAGUCCACUAUUCUGGUAGUUGACCCAACCAAAGGCAACAUCCUGAAGGCUUCUGGUAGAGACAUGUUCUAUUUGCCUCAUGGAAUAACUACAGACAAGAGGAAUAAUUACUGGGUCACUGAUGUGGCUCUUCAUCAGGUGUUUAAAGUGAGCAGUGAUGGCAGAGACAGUGUGCUGCUGAAACUGGGAGAGGCUUUCACACCAGGAAGUGACAACAGCCACUUCUGCCAGCCCACUGAUGUGGCUGUAGACCCUGAGACUGGGAACGUCUUUGUGUCUGAUGGCUACUGCAAUGCCAGGAUACUCAAGUUCUCUGCAGAUGGUGAAUACCUGUCUCAGUGGGGUGCAGGGUCAUCAGACAGGAGGAGGCGCGUACCGUUCUGGAUCCCGCACAGUCUAGUGUUCCUUCCUGACAGACAGGAAGUUUGUGUGGCUGACAGGGAGAACGGACGUAUCCAGUGCUUCAUAGCCGAAACUGGAGAGUUUGUCAAAGAAAUAAAGAAAGAGGAGUUCGGAGGAGAGGUGUUUGCCAUCACCUACAGCCCUGCUGGAGAUGGCUUGAUCUUUGCAGUAAAUGGAGUCUCUCCAUAUCGCUCAGCUCCACUCAGAGGUUUUGUAAUAAAUUAUUCAACGACGGACAUUUUGGAUACCUUCAGCCCUGAGAAAACGGAGUUUAAAAUGCCUCAUGACAUUGUUGAAACCAAGGAUGGCAGCGUCUUCGUCGGAGAUGUAGGCACUAAAUCAGUCUUCAAGUUCACCACUGAGAAGUUACAUCGUUCUGUCAAGAAAGCUGGAAUCGAGGUUCAAGAACUUGAAGAAAUGGAGACAUUUGUCCAAACGAAGGUGAGACCAGAGCACAACAUGUCGAAGACAGCAGCCGUCCAAGAGAAGCAAACUGUGGCUCUACAGCCUCAACCACAACAAGAGACAGAGGAGGAGAAGAAGAAGAAUGCAGCAAAGUCAAACAGAGGGCAGGGUGUACUCCCAGCCAUUAUCACCACCCUGCUGCUCAUCCCUCUGCUGCUGGUCAUCUCCGUUGGAGUCUUUAUCUGCUGGAGGAAAAACAACCGAUGUGAGGUGAAAACUGAACCCAGCUCUGUGGGAGGAAUCUUGGGAAAAAUAAGAGGUAAAGCUGUGGGCAGUCUGAACCUGGGGAACUUCUUUGCAUCCCAUAAGGGUUAUAGUCGUCAGGGCUUUGACCAGCUGAGCACUGAAGGCAGCGACCAGGAGAGGAAUGACGAGGACAGCAGCGACUCGGAGAACGAAGAGUACUCUGCUCUGCCUCCUCCUCAGUCCUCCUCGUAGACACUCUGGGUACAGCCACCAACCUUCUGCUUUCUCUACCAAUCCAAGAUGUAUGUUCUUCAUCAUGUGUGUAACUGUUGUGUUAGCUGCCAAUCUUAUUGUUUAUAUAUUUAAAAAAAAGAUGCUGUAUAUAAAAUAAUUAGCCUAAUUUAGACAGUUUAUUUAAAAUUUAUUUAAUUUACCCAAAGUCUGGAUACAGCCUUGGUGAUACAAUUCACAAGUUUUACUUUGAAAGAUUGUUUUUCCCAAAUCAAACUUGCAUUUAGUGAAAUUAUUAGCACAAUCCCCAGUUUGAAAUAGCUGGUGUAAGGUUUAGCCUUGAUACAAGACCAAAUCUGCCAGCGAGCUGAGAUAACUUUUUUCCUCAUGCUAUUGUUUCACUUCUUUUAGGGAUUUGCUUGAAAUGAGGAUCAGCAAAAAAAUUCAACGAAAUUCUCAAAAUAAGCUGUUUAGUGUUGGAAACAGGUCAAACAAAACAAAGCCCAAUGCUGGAAUUUUAUUUUCAUUUGUAAGAAACUAAACGAAACUUCACUGAAUCACUUUUUGAGAAGGGACAUUGAUGGGACUGAAAUGUGGUCAAGUAUUUCACUCUUAGUCAGCUAAUGUUAUUUUUGUACUCAAAGUGACCUGUUUGAAAACCUGAAAGGCUCUGUUUUCAUGGCAGCGCUCUGACCAGCUUAAGCAGCACUACGGCAGUUUAUUGGUUUUCUGACAGUGAUAUUCGCUUUGCCCAGCUGUUAGCCCAGGUGGGAAGAGAAGUGCCAAGUGGAAAGUGGAAGUGCAGAGUCUUUGAUAUUUUGGAACAACUUGGGUCUUAUGAAGAUGUUGCGCUGAGAAUAGAUGUCUCAGAACCAUGUCUGUUCCUGGAAAAACAUCACUCUACUGCCAAUUUGUUGAUUCUGUCAUCAAGAGAAACUAAAUCCUCAGAGAGAAUAUUGUAAUUAAACUCUGAGAAAAAGAUGCAUUUAAAAUGGCAAAAAAAAUCCAAUGUAAAGUAUCUGAAAGUAACUUAUGGAACAUCAGUAAAUCAGUGACCUAUGAAUUAAUUUGAGGGACUUUUACAGUAUCAGUCAUGCACAGCUGCUUUAUAAUGUAUGAAAAGGCUCUGAUUUAAGAAGUGCCGCAGGAGAGCUAUGGCCAUUCACUAUGUUUACCUUGAAUACAGGGUGCCACAAAAUAACCCUACACACCUCCACAUACAUCAGACUGGUCAGUUCUGAAUUGCAGGAUGUAUUCUCACUGUUAAUGACUGAGACAUCAGGUUAAAGGGGUUCAUAAAUCCAAUUUUAGCAAAAGUGCCAUUACAUACAAUAUGAUGGGACCAUUAGCAUCCUGAGAUACAAUAGGAUUAAAGGGAUACAAAAUGACCACUUAUAUAUCAUUUACUCACCCGUGUUAAAUGAAUUAGUAAAGAAAACUGAAUGGAUAAUCCAAAACUGAAGAAAACUCUUGAUAAUUUGCAGUAAAGGGGACUGUAUUAAACAACAGGAAAACUAUCAACACAUCCCAGCCAAGUCUCAUUUAUCCAGUUGUAUGCUCAGUAAUUAACAAACACAUGCCUUUUUGCUAAAACAUUACUAUUUAAAAACGUUUCCACAAAAACAGCCUUACACACAGACUUAGAUAAGAUCAGAUAAGAUCCUUUGUUCACUGUGGAGGCAGCAUUUGAGAAAGUUUUCUUCAUUAAUUCAAUAUAACACAGGUUGAAGUAUUCCUGUAAGACUGAGAUGGUGUCGGAUUGAUGCGAUCAUGUAAAUGACUUGAACAAGCAUUUUUUAAAUACAGUACAGGCCAAAAGUUUGGACACACCUUCUCAUUCAAUGCGUUUUCUUUAUUUUCAUGACUAUUUACAUUGUAGAUUCUCACUGAAGGCAUCAAAACUAUGAAUGAACACAUGUGGAGUUAUGUACUUAACAAAAAAAGGUGAAAUAACUGAAAACAUGUUUUAUAUUCUAGUUUCUUCAAAAUAGCCACCCUUUGCUCUGAUUACUGCUUUGCACACUCUUGGCAUUCUCUCCAUGAGCUUCAAGAGGUAGUCACCUGAAAUGGUUUUCCAACAGUCUUGAAGGAGUUCCCAGAGGUGUUUAGCACUUGUUGGCCCCUUUGCCUUCACUCUGCGGUCCAGCUCACCCCAAACCAUCUCCAUUGGGUUCAGGUCCGGUGACUGUGUGACAGACCUCACUGUGAUUGACUUAGCUCUUUCAAGACGAUGAGAGCAGAGAUGUGAUCGGCUGUAUUUAUUAAUCACUAUACCGUCUCAUUUACAUUCCACUUCACUCAACCAUAUAGCACUUUGUGCUGCUCAACUAAAAUAGCAGGCGAGCUUGGAGAGGCUCACACAGUCUGUGGUCCCAGGAUGUCCUGCUUUGUGCUGCUCACCGUGCUUUUCCAUUAAAAUAGAGCCCUACGAAAGAAACAGAGAUGCUCUGUUGGCUGUUUAUGUUGCUGUUCAGUGUUUUGGUUACGCCGAGUCAGAACUGGACAUAAGUACAGUGUUUUUCAUGACAUUUCAAUAUCUGAUUAACAAUUCAAUUAGCAGGAUUAAUUACAGAAAUUUUGCAAGUUUAUCUAGAUUUCAAAAAUGCAACGUUUAACAGCACUGAUACUGUGUAGAUGGUUUACUUUGACUGGAAAAGUGCAUCCUUCCUUACAUAAAUCUCUUCCAUGUAGUAAAGCUACACACAUAGCAUUAUUUCAGUAUGAUUGUUUGGUCCAUGUUUCAAUUUGGUAACAUUUCACUUGUAAUUUUGUGCCUUUUUUACAUCUGUAUUUUGCCUUUCUUCAGCACCUGCCAUUUCAAAAUGUACCAUGGGAUGAAAACAGCUGCUGCUAGUAGAGCUUGUACUAUAUUGAUUUCUCUUCCAUUCAAGUGUACAGAAAAUAGAUAUUAUUACAUAUAUAUGUAUAUGUAUAUUAAUGUCUGUAUGUAUGUGUGUAUGUAUGUAUGUGUGUAUGUGUGUAUGUGUGUGUGUGUGUAAGAUGCCAAUCAAACAGCCAAGUCUCAAGCACUGUAACUUUUACAUCAAACUCCCUCACUUCAGAGUUCAGACUAUAAAGAAACAGCAUGAAUUAAGAAACAGUUGCUUUGUCCAUCUUCUGUAACUUAAAUGAACCACGUUGCUCUGUUUGCAAGUUUUAGCUCUUUACUUACAAAUUGUUUAUGAUUGAUGUGUUUGCUCUUAACCUAAUAUACAUAUACUUAAGUCACAAUAUAAUAUUAUUGCAAUUUUAAAUGUAUUGUGAUAUGCUGAGCACUGCGAUAAAAUGAAAAUUAUGUCCCCAAAGGAAAAUUCUGUCAACAUCUGUUUUAUCUAAUAAGAUAAAUUAUUAAUAUGACAAAUUCAAAUUAAACAUUAGGUUGCCUACUGUGGAAAACUUUAUGUAGUAAAAAAAAAAAAAAAAAGAAAA
This is a messenger RNA of Epinephelus fuscoguttatus (brown-marbled grouper), 6573 nucleotides long. It is a transcript of the gene pam, whose product is annotated as peptidylglycine alpha-amidating monooxygenase. Gene Ontology annotation, cellular component: extracellular region; membrane. The transcript is spliced from 27 exons. Lineage: Eukaryota; Metazoa; Chordata; Actinopteri; Perciformes; Serranidae. The record is from RefSeq and is a predicted model, not a curated record. Gene Ontology annotation, biological process: peptide metabolic process. The coding region runs from base 235 to 3165 and encodes 976 amino acids. Gene Ontology annotation, molecular function: copper ion binding; protein binding; peptidylglycine monooxygenase activity.